Prunus armeniaca (apricot) is the source of this 417-nucleotide messenger RNA. The record is from the annotation of a GenBank genome assembly. Lineage: Eukaryota; Viridiplantae; Streptophyta; Magnoliopsida; Rosales; Rosaceae.
AUGGCUCCAGAGGAUCAAGAAAAGACUGCCAUCUGUAUUCCAAAAGGAAUAUAUUGCUACAUUGUGAUGCCUUUUGGGUUGAAAAAUGCAGGGGCAACUUACCAAAGAGUCGGGACGACAAUUUUCAAUGACAUGCUUCAUAAUACCAUUGAAUGCUACGUCGAUGAUUUGGUUGUCAAAACCAGAAAAAGAGAACAUCAUUUGAGCAAAUUCUUUGGCUUUCUCAUUCAACAUCGUGGAAUUGAAAUUGAUCCUACAAAAAUCAAGGAAAUCUGUGAAAUGCCUCCCUCUGGAAAUUUAAAGGAGUUGCAAGGGCUGCAAGGGAGACUAGCCUAUGUACAACGGUUCAUCUCAAAUCUCUCUGGAAGGUGCCAACCAUUCUCGAGGCUCAUGAAGAGGGAUGUUCCGUUUGCUUAG